Xenia sp. Carnegie-2017 is the source of this 1057-nucleotide messenger RNA. RefSeq names its product DNA polymerase epsilon subunit 3-like. Bases 373 to 807 code for a protein of 144 amino acids. The record is from RefSeq and is a predicted model, not a curated record. NCBI's taxonomy places the organism in Eukaryota, Metazoa, Cnidaria, Anthozoa, Malacalcyonacea, Xeniidae. Gene Ontology annotation, cellular component: CHRAC; epsilon DNA polymerase complex. Gene Ontology annotation, biological process: leading strand elongation; DNA damage response; heterochromatin formation. Gene Ontology annotation, molecular function: protein heterodimerization activity; chromatin DNA binding. The transcript is spliced from 4 exons.
GGUAUGUAGGUAUAAAUAUUAAAGAUUUUUAUGGCAUAAAGAGUAUUAAAAAAAGAAUUUUUUAGGCAAAAUAUACAUUUGUGCGUGAUAUUUCAAAUAAAUAAAAAUAAAACAUUCAUUGCAAUGGAAGCAUCUGGCGGGAUUGGGCGGGAAGGUUAACUGCUUAACUUGUUAACCAACAUGGCGGAGAAACAAACAACUUGAAACCAUUUCUUGAAACAUUGAAACACAACUUAUACAAGUACAACUACAAAAUAUAUAAUACUAAAGUUAUUGAAAAAAACUAACAUAAAUAUCCUGCCUCGUUUCAUAUAAUCACGAAAAAAGUUGUGUAAAAGAGACUUUGCUUGUGCUCUGCUCUCUCUUUAUGUUAUGGCUGAAAAAGCAGAGGAUCUUAACCUUCCAAAUGCAGUAAUAUCACGUUUAGUGAAAGAAGCCCUAGGCGAUGGAGUCAACAUAUCAAAAGAAGCAAGAACUGCCAUCAGCAAAGCAGCAAGUGUAUUUGUACUGUACUGUACAUCUUGUGCGAAUAAUCAUGCAAAAGAAAGCAACAGAAAAACUUUAACUGGUCACGAUGUUAUUGAAGCUUUGGAUGAAAUGGAGUUUUCUCAGUUCAUUGAACCUCUAAAAGAAAGCUUGGAAGCAUUUAAGAAAGAUCAAAAAGAAAAGAAAGAAGCAGCGGCAAAGAAAAGAAAAACAGAAACAUCAAGUGAAGACUUGGUCACACCAGACACAAAGAAACAAAAAACUGAAGCUAUUCAAGAAGAUAAUAAUGAUAAAGAAGACAAGAACAAUGACGAAACUUAGAAAUAAAAUACAUAAACAUUCACACAUCGCAUAGAUUAUUUUACCUCUUGUUAUUUUGUUGGCUAUGUCCAAAAGAACAUAACCAUUACUGUAUUUACAGUUCUUAGUUCAUCAGAUGGUUUCAGGUAUUGACAAAUGCCAUAUAUAUUAAUAAUUAAUGCUGUGAGAGGCAUUGAUGAGCAAGUAAAUAUCCUCACAAAAUCUAACAUGCAUAGCAAAUACAUGCAAUUUCAUUGCAUUUGAUCAGAAA